Numida meleagris (helmeted guineafowl) is the source of this 3412-nucleotide messenger RNA. It is a transcript of the gene TMED5, whose product is annotated as transmembrane p24 trafficking protein 5. Gene Ontology annotation, cellular component: endoplasmic reticulum-Golgi intermediate compartment; endoplasmic reticulum; Golgi apparatus. The transcript is spliced from 4 exons. NCBI's taxonomy places the organism in Eukaryota, Metazoa, Chordata, Aves, Galliformes, Numididae. The record is from RefSeq and is a predicted model, not a curated record. Gene Ontology annotation, biological process: intracellular protein transport; Golgi organization; endoplasmic reticulum to Golgi vesicle-mediated transport. Bases 63 to 743 code for a protein of 226 amino acids.
GUCCCGCCGCGGUGCACGCUGGGCGGCGUGUGGGCGGGAAGCCGGAGCGCCGCGCUGCCGGCAUGGGGCCGCCGCGGCUGGUGCUGCUGCUGAGUUGCCUGGCGCCGCUCCUGCCGUCGCCCGGCGCCGCCGAAUUCAGCCCGUCCCUGGAUAGCGACUUCACCUUCACGCUGCCGGCCGGCCGCAAGGAGUGCUUCUACCAGCCCAUGCGCAAGGAGGCCUCGCUGGAGCUCGAGUACCAGGUUCUAGAUGGAGCAGGAUUAGAUGUUGAUUUUCAUCUACUUUCUCCAAAAGGUGAAACUUUAGUUUUUGAUGAAAGAAAAUCAGAUGGAGUUCAUACGGUGGAGACAGAAGAGGGGGAUUACAUGUUCUGCUUUGACAAUACGUUCAGUACCAUUUCUGAAAAGGUGAUUUUCUUUGAACUGAUCCUGGACAAUAUGGGGGAAGAAGGACAAGAUCAAGAGGACUGGAAGAAGUAUGUUACAGGCACAGAUCUUCUAGAUAUGAAACUGGAAGACAUUCUGGAAUCCAUCAACAGUGUCAAAGCCAGAUUAAGCAAAAGUGUCCAGAUCCAGACCCUGCUCAGAGCAUUUGAAGCUCGUGACCGAAAUAUACAAGAAAGCAACUUUGACAGAGUGAAUUUCUGGUCCAUGGUCAACUUGGGAGUAAUGGUGGUGGUAUCAGCUGUUCAGGUUUACAUGUUGAAAAGUCUCUUUGAAGAUAAGAGGAAAAGUAGAACUUAACAUUCAGUACAAUUUUAACAGUGUAACGUGGUGGGGAGGGAGGGCAAGAAACUGCUCAAUGUAAGAAAAAAAAAACAAGAGAAACCUCUUAGAGUCCUUUGAACAGGCAGUAGCCACAUCAGGUUUUCAAUUCUUAUGUUUUUUAAGAUUAACAGAAUGCCUUGUCCCAAGUUCUUCCAUUUUUUUUUGCAGCUGCUAUUAAUUUUUUUUUUACGCUUAUAGCAUUUGUUAAUGACUGAUACUGACAAGCUUAUGAACAGUGCACAGGAUGCUUGGUACAUAUGCAAAGUAUUGUUAGCAUUGUUAUUUUUUCACGUUCACAUAAAAUUUUAAAUGAUAACUUUAGAUAUGGGUUUGUUUGCUGGUUAACAUCAAGCAAAUUUACACACGUGCCUAGAAAUUUACAGGAUUGGGGCCCAUAAGAGUAGUCUGGUGACAGUCAUUAUUUUCAAAGUUACAAGUCUUAAAAAAUCCUAAGCUUGUAGGGUGCAGCGUCACAGAGAAACACUGGGCUAAGAUUGGGAGAACAAAAUGAGAUUUUAUUAUUUUUAUAUAGAGAUGAUUAACAUCAGCACUUUAAAAGGAGCACCGUCAACGUGAAGUGAAUCGAUGUUGAAGGGAACAGGAGAAAAUAAGUGUGAUCUCUGUUGAAAAAGUCUUUUGUAGUUGUACAGCCCUAUUUCUUUUGUGUCUGUUACAUGAGAUUCAAGAGACAACUAUAUGGUAUACAGAUAAGAGCACACACACGUGGAAGUGUGGGUUAUGAACUUCUACAUAAUUGUAAGCUCGUGUAAUAGUAUUUUUUUCAAGUAGUCACUUGAUGUUAUUUCUUUUCCCUUUAGUAAAGGGAAAGGGCUCAUGGUAUGUGAAAACAUUAACUUUUUUAGUCUCAAAACCCCUUUUAUUUGCCAAUUUUUUUUUUGUCUACUACAUGUCUAUGGCUAAUUCAGCAGUUAAUCAAGUGACUUAAAUAGGCCAAAAACCAAAGCUGUUCAAUUAAGCUCUCUCUUACAUGCAUGAGUACACUCAAUCAAAUAAGUACUGUUUGUAUAUCCAGCUGUUUAUAUAAAUAAGACAUUAAGUGAGCAAUAAAUACAGGAUUCAAAUUUCUAAUGACCUUGUUUUCAGAUAAAACUGUUUUUAACAGUGUAGUAAGAUUAUGAAGUAUUUUUGCAAAAAAAAAACCCUGGUAUGUGACAGUUAACUAGUUUUAAAUAGAGUUCAAACUUACUCAUUUUUACAGUGUGCCAAGUCACUGAAUUCCUGUAUAAAUGUGUUAAACUGUAUUUUAUCAGAAAAGUGUUUCAAAGACAGCAUAUGUAUUAGCAUUGUGCCUGUUCUUGGUUCUGGGUAUGAACAGUAGGACUGCAACUUUGAAACUGCCUGUGAGUAAAAGUAAUUUAAUGGAGAAAAGACAGGAUCGCUUGACAAAUCAAGAAACACUUGCUUCAGAUGAAGCAGAUGCUAGUAAGGGCUACAGUACAUAGAAACACCACUUCAACUUUAGAUAGUGGGACCUAGCAAUAAUAUCUCUAAGUAAUUUGUAUAACCAGAAGUAUUAUUCCAUCCAGAACUUGUUAGAGAACUCCAAAGGCCGUUGAGCUACCUUUUCCUUUGCUAAAGCUGUGUCCAAACUAAGAGUGUUUCUCUUUAUGUUCUGCAUAUCUUCUCUGUCCCCAUGAUGCCAUGAAUUAGAAAGUUUAUUCCUGCGAUCAAAAUGAAGUCUAAGAGAAGUUAAUUCUUUCUGCUGAAGUAGUGAAUAGUAUUGUACUGCCAUGCCCCUGUGGAUCUCUUACCACCAAUACAUAGGUGUAGCUGCAUUAGGACGUAAGCCAAAGCUCACUGGAGUCAACUUCCAAGCUCUUGAUCAGGUCCCAUCAGGGCAAGGGAAUCAAGAUUCUUAGGCGUCUGUCCCUUUUGCUAAAAGAAUCUUCACUUGCAUCACAGCAUGAUGCUACAAACCACCUACAAAAUGCUGAACCAGCUCUGUGAAGCUCUAACCAAGACAUCUACCUCUUACAUCAAAGCUACUGGAUUCCAGCUUUCAGCUUAGACCUCCAACAGAUAAGCUCUGCCACAUUUUACAAAGGCACCUCAAUGGAUUAGGUUCCCCAGCAGCUCUGCUGUGCCUCUCUGAUAGAGGUUAUAUAUCCAUUAGCAAAACAGGCCCUGUGUUGGCACAUCAUUUAUCUUUGUUCAGUCUGGUUUAUUGCCUUGAGCUGCUCGUGAAUGAAGAUAGCUCUGAUAAGGCAAAACUGAACUUCAACAGUUUCUCUUAAUAUAGAUAACAGUCUCUGCAAGAAGGAAAAUACAAUUGUCAGCUGAGUUGAUAUUAUUUUGUAACUAAGAAAGAGCUUGCUGUAUUUUUCUCCCUAUUCAAGGCUUGCUGUAGAAAACUAUACAGCAAAAAGCUGUAACUGCUUUGAUAGUGGCAGCUGGAAUAUGUGUAUUAUAGAUGAAGGAUCUGGCGUUUAAACUUGUCAUUGAGUAACAUUUCAUUUGGAUUUUGAAAAGUAGAUUGCUUUUGACUGUAUAAAAUUUAGAAAGGACAUGUAUCUAUAAUUUUUCUUAAUGGUAUUUGUAUUCAGAAUUAAACAUUUUAAGACUUGUGGAUGUUGAAUAAAAUUAUGCAAACCCCUGAGAUUUUCAAUAAAUGACAUUUAAACCUG